This is a messenger RNA of Cyprinodon variegatus (sheepshead minnow), 3539 nucleotides long. RefSeq names its product insulin like growth factor binding protein 6 (gene igfbp6b). Gene Ontology annotation, biological process: regulation of insulin-like growth factor receptor signaling pathway. Gene Ontology annotation, molecular function: fibronectin binding; insulin-like growth factor II binding; insulin-like growth factor I binding. Lineage: Eukaryota; Metazoa; Chordata; Actinopteri; Cyprinodontiformes; Cyprinodontidae. Gene Ontology annotation, cellular component: extracellular region. The transcript is spliced from 4 exons. The record is from RefSeq and is a predicted model, not a curated record. The coding region runs from base 264 to 869 and encodes 201 amino acids.
UCUCUCCCUCUCUCACUCAUUCCCGAUCACCGCCAGAUCUUUAAAAGCUGGUGCUUUGCCGUGUCUUUCUCAAUCUCCAUUUGUGUCCUCUGGCACUGCAGGAGGACUCAGCCGGCAAAGCACCAAGGAAACCUACUGUUUCAGGAGCAGGACGAAGACGCAGGAAAGGGGAAAAGACAGAGUGAUAUCCAUCCAGAAAUAGCAUCGGCCACAUUUAACUGACAGGGGGUGACAGUGUGCAGAACCUGAGACCUGGACAGAAGAUGCCUCUCCUUUCUAACUUAACGGCCGUUGUGUUGCUGCUGAUUGCCCACUGCGGAUCGUGGGCAGGGGGAAGCCGCUGGGGCCCUUUCAAGGUCUGUCCCUCCUGCAAGGAUCCUCUGGGGGCAGGCCGGCCCCCGAGGGACCAUAAUGUUGCCGGCAGCACGACAGUUUUGGCUCAGGGGGAGCCGUGCGGUGUGUAUACCCUGAGCUGUGCCAAGGGGCUCCGCUGUGUGCCCCCGCCCAGGGAACACAGCCCCCUGCAGGCUCUGUUGCAGGGACGAGGCAUUUGUGCCAAGCACAUCAGAACUAGUCCCACUGAGAGGCCCCACCCCACAGGUCCGCAUCCCUCACACUUUGGCGACCUUGAAAAAGCACCCUGUCGCAAGCUGCUCAACAGUGUCCUGAGGGGUCUGGAGCUGACAGUCUUCCAGUCUGACCGCGACAUCUACAUUCCUAACUGUGAUACCCGGGGUUUCUACAGGAAAAAGCAGUGCCGCUCCUCCAAGGGCAUGCAGCGUGGCCACUGUUGGUGCGUAGAUGAGCUUGGCGCGCCAGUGCUUUCACAUGCCAGAGAGGACGGCCCUUUACCAUGCGAUGGGGAGUGAGGGAUGGGUCUACCCAAGUGCUCUGAGUCCGGAGAAGGAGGAGGAGGAGGUGUUGGAUGGUUGGAGGAGCUGGAGCACAGGGAGGAGAGGGCGGGUGGCUUUAGCAUGUGCUAGACACUGCCUGGACAGGAGGUAACAGGGAUAAACCACUCCCUAUGGGGGAAAUACAAACACAUUUGUGUCCUCUCUUUCUUUCUCUCUCUCUCUCUUGCAGCAAGAUAUACACUUUUAAGAUCAAGCAUCAGCAACAGUAACAUCUGCCUGAAUGUCAAACAGCUGCAGCAGCGUCCUUUGCCUCGCCUCAGUGACAUGCUGCUUGCUCACAUUAAUGCUCAGUGAACUGCCUCAGCGAUCCAAGUCGCGUUACUCCUUAAAAACAAAAGGAAAAAAAAAAGCCCCCGUAUUCCCUGACUCUUGUCCUGGCUUUUCUUUGCUUUUUCUUCCUUUUUCACUUUAGGAUAGCUGACACUGCCUGUGUUUGUUCUGAUCUCAGUGGGCUGAAAUACUGUUACGCAGGUGAUGUGACACAAAGCAUCUGAUUAAUGUGUCUCCCUCACCGUCCUCUCUUCCCCUCUCCAAAGAUACACUGAUAUCGCCAUAAAUGACAGAGAUAUUUCUUUUUUUUAUUAUUAUUAACUUAUUUUUGAGUAUGCAUUGCCCAUCAAUUACUGCUUGGAUCCUAUAGUAUCAAAUAUAUAUAGAUAUAUAAAAUACAUGUCAAGUCAGAAAAAUAAUAAGCGUAUGUGUCUGGAUGCGUUGGUUCAUUCUGACUGCUUAUUGGUUGUUUCUUUGUACAUAUGUUGGAUUUUUGUGGUCGAGUGUUUGUUCUGAAGUGGCAGACAAAAAGCUUACAGCUGUUACUCUUUUCAAAAAAAAGUUGUAAGGCAUAUUUUUCUACACGUCAGUAUAAUAUUUUAUAAUAUAUAUAAAUAUAUAUGAAUUGUUGAUUUAUUUAAUGAAGCUACAAUACAAUGCCAUGUAUUUUUAUAUUGUCAGCAGUUUUUUAUUUAAAUACAGAGAUUAUUUUAUUUCAUGUUGGGGGAAGGUGUUGUGCCCUAAAGACGCCUUUAGGGCCGUGAUCGUCAGUUCAUUCAUUAGAGCUCCAUUCAACUGCUGUACUUGACAUGUAACAGUUAUAAACAGAGGUGGGGCCAAGUUAUUACUACCAAAGUUCCAAGUAAUUAUUGUGUCUUUGUAGUCAAAUCCAAGUCCUACAGUUUAUUUUCAGGUCAUGCUGAGCUAUGUACGGGACUUGCAGCUUGUUCAGGGUGUUCCCUACAUUCUGCAUGUUGGCAGCUGGUAUAGGUGCACUAUUUCUGACUCUCUCUCACUCUGACAUUAAUGAGUGCAUCAAGUGAUCUCAAAUUAAAAUUCUCAAGUCCACUCGCAACUCAGUAUUCUAUUUAAAGUUGAGUCUCAUCUUUUCUCCUCUUCUAAUCUAAUCAAGUCAAGAGCCGAGUCGUCAACUAGAAGUCCGAAUUUUAAACCUUACCUUCCAGGUAAAAGAUUUUAACUGAGACAUCCCCAAAAGUCGCAAUUUGAACUUGUAAAGUCAGAGCAAAGAGACCAUACCCGACUUUCACAUAAUCAACAGUAGUUAAACAGUCUACUUUCACUGAUUUUAGCAGUCCUUUCUUAUUUACUUUUCAUGUAGUCCCUCCUACAUAGGGCUCUCAUGGUAACAAAUUUUGCCGGACAAUGAAUUGUCCCAGAAAUUUUCACAAUAAACAAUAUUUUUUUUCGGCUCUGACUCCAAAUUGCUCCAUCACUGCAGCUAACAUGUUCAGAUUUGAAACUGCAUUUUCCAAAUCUAGAUCCGUAUUUUUCUGGCCUGCUACUCCUCAGUCACUAUUACAGUGGCUACACUAAGGAAAGGAUAAGGGGAGGGAUGAGUGGAGACUGAUGUGAGACCUUUUUGUCAUCUAGACCCUUUAUUAGAUAGAGAGGGACACACAAUAAAAAAAAACAACAUACAAAGUUAAUUGAGCUCAUUUCAAUUUGUCAUGCAUUUAUUUAUUUUUUUAAAUCUUGCGAUGAAUUUAUAUAUUGUUUAUUAUGACAGGCCUAGUCUUACGAGUACUGCUUUUAAGUGUCUUUAAGACCAUAUUUUUCAAUGUUGUUUAUAUGCCCAAAACACAGUGCUAGAUCAGUGUUUUUGUUAUUGUUAUGAUUGUUGUUAAAGUGGCCAUAUAUAUUUGGAGAAUAGGAACAUCCACAUGGGGAACACUUUGAAUAUUACGUCACUCUGAUUUCCCUGUUUUGAGGUAAACCGAAUGCACCAUGAGACCAUUAAAGUCAUCGAGACAAAGUCCACACCUCUGUUUAUAAAUCAUGUUUAUCCUUUAAUUUUUCUUAUGUUUAUGCUUUUUUAAAAGUGGAUAAGAAUAAGAAUGUUAAUUCUUUGUUUUAUUUUUUUUUGCAAGUCAUGCUGUCAUUUUUGAUUUCAGUAAAAUAAAAGAAAAAAAUUGAAAAAGGGUCUGAUUUGUUAGUGUUAUGGUAUGUCUCUGCUGCGUCCUUGCAAAAGUCCCGAAAUCUGUGUGCUACUAAAAGAAAUUAAUCCUGUUUCUGACCAAUCUUGUUGUGCCAGUGUGUGUGCUGUGGUGAUGGGUCCGUACACAGAGGGCCUGUAAAACGUUUGCAAAUACAAAAAUAAAACUGACAGUAAAAAUG